ACCUUACCGUUUACUCUUGUCCUUCGUACGUAUCCUUUCCACGUCCCAUCGAUCCUCGUUGGUUGCUAGGGCAGUUUUUAAGUUUCUGGAACUUGCAGGUCUUUCGCAGGUUUUUCAUCGAGUGAAUAUUAAUCGUAUUUUUGAUACCUUGCAGUUGCUUGUUGGGUUUUCGUUUGUUUUUUUUUCUUGAAGCUAUUGAUCAUUGUCGUUUACAAACUUAGAUGUUAAUCCCACUGCAGUCAUCGAAUUUUUAUAUGCGAAUCUCACCGUCGUUUUGACGAACGAAGAGACUUUAAACGUUAUGACACUAUCUACAGGAAAAAAUUGAAACGAGAAAUUACUUAAAGCAAGUUAACGAUAGAAUAAUACGAUAGUGGAAGAUAGUUGAGUAGCAGAGUUAACAAUGAACAAUUGUUUGGUAAAUUUGUCGAGUUUUCUCAAAGAUUUAAAUAACCCACUGUAUAUGAAUUGCACUUUCAUCCAUCGUGAGUCGACUAAUCGGUUAACAUUCACCUGGAUUUUACACGCGAGCAAACAAAGAAAAACAGUGUUCUAGGAAUGUAAUUCCCUGAAAAACUGUCCGAAGAAUAAAAGAAGCUGCACGUGAACGGUAACUGGAACACAGUGAGGCUUUAAUGACUCGUUGAACGAUUGAUAGUUACGUCGUAGUUAACUGGUACGUUUGUAAAAAGAGACGUUGUUGCGGUAACGUCUGUAAGAACAGAGAAAGUAGAAAUGAGACGUUCUUAUGCAGACACGUUCAGUGAAAUUGCAUCAACCAACGUAAUGAUGAAUUAGUGCAUAUUAUGUUCCUAUAUCUAACACGAGUUGCAUAUAUAUCGCUUUUCUAUCUUUAUUUUAGUUAUUAUAUUUUAUUAUCUAUUUUGUUUAUCGCGUUGAAAAAGAUUUAUUUUCCACUAAACUCCAGGAUAAAUUUCUAACGAAUUUUUUUCAGAUAUAAUUUGGGCUUUUGAACUCUGCGAUAUAUAUCGGGUCAUGGUACAUCCUAGUCACGAAAAUACUUGAAAAUAGAGUUGAAAUGAUCGAAAGAUAGAUAGAACUUUAUUGACGCAACAAUUACUUCCACGAACUCUGACCAGCGGUUAAAAACGCUAGAAAACUAAUAGAAAACACGAACGACAAGAUUCGUUGAGAAAUGUCUGAUAUCGCAUUUCUCGGAUAUAGCUAAAUUAAAGACAAGGGAAGGAUAUCGCAUAUACGUAAAUAUAGCUUAGCUAAUAAGCAUGAAUAUCGUUUCGUGAUUAUAUAGGUAAUCUGUCAUUAUGCUAACUUUUGUAAUAACCAUAUAACUGAAAAACGAGGGUUUAUCAUAUUAUGUCAUUCCGUAAAUAGAAUGGAAAGUGGAAUUCUUUAGCAAAGAUCGUAGAUUUCCUGAACAAUUAUAUUUUCAUCGCGAAAUUACGCGUUACGUUGAAUGUUAUUUAUAGAACGUUGAUAUAACGAGGAGAUAUGACUGGAUAGAACGUUAAAUCGGCAAGAUUUUUACUUUUACUUUCUCCUUUCCUUAAUACGUGAAUCGUAAGACACCCACGACAAAAGUCGGGUACGAGGUUGUCGUUAGUGAAAGCACCGAACCGUGGAUGCAGCAAGAUGACCAUGACAUGUUUCGUAAUCUCGAUGACGUAUUACCUUUGGAUAGCACGAUAUCGGUGUGGCUCGCAACGAUCGCUGCAACCGUAGCAUGUUGCUAGCGAGUUCACGCAUCUAAUUUGUUCGUCGGUAAACGUUCGUGCCGCGAUUCUAACUCUUCCGUGGUUUGUAAACUAAAUUUUGUUAGUUGAAAAGUUUUCUAUUCGAACCUACUCAAGUUCUUUAAUCUGUAAAUGGAUACGGAGGACGUGUCGAAUGUCAGGAUCGGUGUAACCUUGAAGAACGAGCCGAAACCAGCGGCCGAGAGGGAGCUUCUUCUCGAAGAGGAUUCGCCGAAAAACGGCGACAUCGAUGUUGGAAAGUGUUGCAACGAUUUAAACGGUAUGCCGGAAUUCAAGGACGAUCAGAUCCAGUCGAACGACGAGGAGGUUUGUUUGGAUCUUGGAGAACCCUCGCCGGAAGUGAUGGAGUACGCCAGGAGAGAACUUGGAGAGACGGACGACGUUAAGUGUAGGACCCUUCAGGAAUUAAGGGAUAUGAUUUAUGAGAGAGGAGAAUGUCUGCCGCACAGGAUGGACGACGACUUCUUGAUUAGGUUCCUAAGGACGAGGAAUUUUAACGUUAACAGGGCGCAUAGACUGAUCGUAAACUACUGCACCUUCAAAGAGGAACAUCCGGAGAUCCAUCAGGAUGUGUGUCCACUGGAGAUGAAGCACAUCGGUGAAGACGACGUGAUGUCAGUGCCAGCUUACAGGACGCAGGAUGGCAGGAGAAUAAUGAUCUAUCGACUGGGAAAUUGGGAUCCAAGGAAAUAUGGCGUGGAGGAGAUCUUUAAAGCCACGGUCAUCAUUCUUGAACUCGGAGUUUUGGAGCCCAGAGCGCAAAUCCUUGGCGGCGAUGUAAUUUUUGAUCUGGAGGGCAUCACUAUGGCGCAUGCGUGGACUAUCACUCCUCAGGUGGCCAGUAUGGUGGUAGCUUUGAUAGUGUCAGCGUUCCCAAUGACGACCCACGCUAUACACAUCCUCCAUCAAUCCUGGGUAUUCGACGUGAUGUUCUCGGUAUUUAAGCCACUUCUGGACGUGAAGAUGCAGAAUAAGAUCUUCUUUCACGGUAGCAACAUGGAAAGCCUUCACGAGCACAUCUCACCGUUGCAUUUGCCGAAGAAGUAUGGCGGAACCAGGGAGGAAUUGGCUUACUACAAGUGGAUAGACAACCUCAGCAAAGUCCCUCAAAUCGUCAAAGAGAUGAAGCAAGUCGGCUAUAUAGUCCCUGAGGAGAUACAGAAGCAGUUAGACCAAUUGGUCGAGGAUUGAAUUAGGAUGCGCCUCAGGGAUUUCUGCGUUGCCAGUUCAAUAUUAUCUUCCAUUCUUGAUUAACAGUAACUAUAUACGUUUUAUGGUCAUUUAUAGACACGUCGAUCCAGUUAGGAUUUAGCUUGAUUCUGUUUUUUUAUUUCGUUCACUCUUUUUUAUAUCAUCGUUGCUUUAACGCGUUUCUUCCCUGUCAGAGGAUACAUUUUAUUUAGAGUAACUAUCGCAUUAGACGUAACCGAAGUAUUGUAUAUUUUAUAAUCGAUAUCCCAUUAUUACGUUCGUUCCACGACUUCCUAUAUUUUUUACUAUUUAGUGGCCACCAGUAUUUUCCACUAUAGUAUCGAUUAAACGUUUUAGAAAAAUCA
Bombus terrestris (buff-tailed bumblebee) is the source of this 3289-nucleotide messenger RNA. RefSeq names its product alpha-tocopherol transfer protein. The transcript is spliced from 5 exons. Gene Ontology annotation, molecular function: phosphatidylinositol bisphosphate binding. NCBI's taxonomy places the organism in Eukaryota, Metazoa, Arthropoda, Insecta, Hymenoptera, Apidae. Gene Ontology annotation, cellular component: membrane. Bases 1845 to 2924 code for a protein of 359 amino acids. The record is from RefSeq and is a predicted model, not a curated record.